GUGGAUAGAGAUGGGAUAAAUUUCUAAAAUGUCUAAUCAAGUUUAAUCACUCAACUUUUGCCAUAUUUUAGAUGUUUGUAACACUAGCAAUGUACCAUAUUUUGCAGCUCAGUCCUCAGACCUUCCUAGGGAUGAAAUGGAGGAAAUGGAAUCCAUUUGGAGAGAACACAUUUUUCAAGGGGAACGCCACAAAAAGCAGCGAAGCCUCAAGAUACACCUUGGAUGCUUUGUUCAAUGCACUAACUUCGGGUAAGACGCUGGCGGACUACCUUGAGGAAGAAAGUGUGCAGUUUAUGCGGGAGGUUCUGGAAGACCACAAUAAAAACGUUGAUAACAGACUGGUAGAAAUUAUUCCAAUUCUUAAGAAAUACAUGGAUCAAACAAUGGGGAGCCCAAAGAAACCACAAAAAGAACUUCCUCCUUCUCCAGAUGAUGGUCAUUCUUCAACUCCAGCCCCUGCUAUAGAUCCUCCUCAUUCUACAGAUGAUGAUCAUAGUUCAACCCCUGCUCCUGCCACAGAUGCUGCGCCUUCUCCAGAUGAUGGUCAUCCUUCAACUCCAGCCCGCGCUAUAGAUCCUCCUCCUUCAACAGAUGAUGAUCAUACUUCAACCCCUGCUCCUGCCACAGAUGCUGCGCUUUCUCCAGAACUUCCUCCUUCUCCAGAUGAUGGUCAUCCUUCAACUCCAGCCCCUGCUAUAGAUCCUCCUCCUUCUACAGAUGAUGAUCAUACUUCAACCCCUGUUCCUGCCACGGAUGCUGCGCCUUCUCCAGAACUUCCUCCUUCUACAGAUGAUCAUCACACUUCAACCCCUGCUCCUCCUACAGAUCCUGCUCCUUCACCAGACGAUGAUCAUACUUCAACUGCUGCCCCUGCUAUAGAUCCUGCUCCUGCUGCAGAUCAUGCGCCUUCUCCAGAUCCUGCUCCUUCACCAGACGAUGAUCAUACUUCAACUCCUGCUCCUGCUGCAGAUCCUGCUCCUUCUCCAGAUGAUGGUCAUCCUUCAACUCCAGCCCCUGCUAUAGAUCCUCCUCCUUCUACAGAUGAUGAUCAUACUUCAACCCCUGCUCCUGCCACAGAUGCUGCGCUUUCUCCAGGUACUGAUCUUACUUCAACCCCUGUUCUUCCUACAUAUCUUCCUCCUUCUCCAGAUCAUGGUCAUACUUCAACGCUACUCCUGCUACAUAUGCCGUUCCUUCUCCAGAUAAUUAUCAUACUUCAACCGAUGGUCCUUCUCCAGAUCAUAAUUAUACUUCAAACCCUACUCCUGCUACAGAUCCUCCUCCUUCUCCAGAUCAUGUUUAUACACCAACUCCUGGCACUGCAACAGAUCCCGCCUCUUAUCCAGAUCAUGAUCAUAUUGAAAAACCCUGUUCCUGCUAAAUAUCUUCCUCCUUCUCAAGAUCAGUAUCAUACUUCAACUCCUGCCACUGCUACAGAUACUGCUUCUUCUCCAGUUAAUGAUCCUAUUUCAACCCCUGUUCCUGCUACAGAUCCUCCUCUUCUCCAGCUCCUUCUCCAGAUCAUGAUCAUACUUCAACCCCUGCUCCUGUUACAUAUCUUCCUCCUUCUCCACAUCAUAAUCAGACUUCAACCCCUGCUCCUGCUACAGAUCCUGCUCCUUCACCAGACGAUGAUCAUAUUUCAACUCCUGCUCCUGCUACAGAUCCUGCUCCUUCUCCAGAUAAUUUUCUUACUUCAACCCCUGUUUUUCCUACAUAUCUUCCUCCUUCUCCAGAUCAUGGUCAUCCUUCAACUCCAGCCCCUGCUAUAG
Messenger RNA from Haliotis rufescens (red abalone), 1772 nucleotides. Its product is annotated as soluble scavenger receptor cysteine-rich domain-containing protein SSC5D-like. Bases 72 to 1772 code for a protein of 566 amino acids. The transcript is spliced from 9 exons. The record is from RefSeq and is a predicted model, not a curated record. Lineage: Eukaryota; Metazoa; Mollusca; Gastropoda; Lepetellida; Haliotidae.